Molecule: messenger RNA, 3495 nt
Organism: Penicillium expansum
Lineage: Eukaryota; Fungi; Ascomycota; Eurotiomycetes; Eurotiales; Aspergillaceae
Product: glycoside hydrolase family 18 protein
Exons: 3
Coding region: 1-3495 (1164 amino acids)
Biological process (GO): carbohydrate metabolic process; chitin catabolic process
Cellular component (GO): extracellular region
Molecular function (GO): chitin binding; chitinase activity
Source: RefSeq, a predicted model, not a curated record
AUGUUAGCAGGAGUGGGCUUGGCGCUCCUCGCUGGCCUGGGAUUUCUCUCUUCUGCGAUUGCAGAUACCACCUGUAGUGCAACAGUGCCAUGUGAGAUCGGAUGUUGUGGCCAGUAUGGAGUCUGUGGCAUGGGUCCGAGCUACUGUGCAUCCGAUGUGUGUAUCAACAACUGCGACGCCAAAGCCGAGUGUAAUCCUGGAAGUUGGGCCUCGGAAUAUGUCAACUCAACCAAUUGCCCCCUUGAUGUCUGCUGCAGCAAGUAUGGCUUCUGCGGGACGACUGAAGAAUUCUGUGGCAAUAAGACCGUAUCUGUACCAUCUUGUGACGCGAGCAGCCAAUCGAUCACACGAGUGAUUGGCUACUACAACUCGGCUGCCGCAACUCGCAGUUGCGGAGGCAUGGCUCCCUACUCUGUGCCCCAGGGCGUCUACUCCCACAUCUACUUUGCCUUUGGAAAUAUCAACCCGGAUACCUUUGAGGUUAUUCCUAUGGAACCAAGCGAUGAAGCCCUGUAUACGCAACUGGCAGCGUUGCAGCUACGCGAUCUCGACCAGGAGUUAUGGAUCUCAAUUGGUGGUUGGGAUUUCUCAGACAGUGAUCAGGCAACAGCUACCACCUUUUCCGAUCUUGUCGCCGCGACUACUACCGAGCAAAAUGUCUUCUUCACAUCUUUAAUCAAUUUCAUGAGUACGUAUGGAUUUGUGGGAGUGGACAUCGACUGGGAAUAUCCUGUCGCCAGUGAUCGCAAUGGCCGUGCGGCUGACUACAAGAAUUAUCCCACUUUUUUGGCCAAUCUCAAGAAAGCCUUGUCCGACUACAAGUACGGACUCUCUAUCACACUUCCAACCAGUUACUGGUACCUGCAACACUUUGACCUCACGGCGAUUGAGCCUUCAGUUGACUGGUUUAAUGUCAUGACUUACGAUCUUCACGGAACAUGGGACCUCAAGGAUAUUUGGACCGGGCCCUACUUGGAUGCUCACAGCAAUCUGACUGAAAUCAAAUCUGCUCUUGACCUUUUGUGGGGAGUAAACAUCACGGCAUCCAAAGUGAAUCUCGGGAUGGCCUUUUAUGGUCGCAGCUUCACCAUCGAAAGCUCCUCAUGCUCCACACCAGGAUGUGAAUACCUUUCCGCUGGAACUGCAGGCAAUUGCAGCCAGUCCGCAGGAGUCCUAUUUAACAGCGAGAUUGAGGCAUUGAUCAGUGAUCAAGAUCUCACACCCAUUCUAUACCAGGAUGCCGCAGUCAAAACGAUUACCUGGAAUACUGACCAGUGGGUCUCAUUCGAUGACGAGGAGACCAUGAAGCUUAAGGCUGAGUACGCCAAGUCUGUCUGUUUAGGUGGUGUCAUGGUCUGGUCGAUUGAUGAAGAUGAUGACUCGCACACUUAUUCGAAUGCACUCGCUGCCGCUCUCGGAAACAAGGUCAACCUCAACACUUCCACUGGACUGUCUCUCACAGUCUCUGAAAAGUCCACGACGACAAGUAGCGGGUCCUCGCAGUCAAGUUACUGUCGAUUCAUUAAUUGUGGCGAGACAUGCCCCAGCGGGUUUUCCGAAAUCACCCGCGAGGAUAACAAGAAGCAACUCAUGCUGGACGCUACCGAGUGUCUGGUAUCGGGGUUACAGACUUUGUGCUGUCCAACCUCAAGCACCCUUCCCACUUGCCAAUGGCGAGGAUUCAAUGGAGGAAAGUGCAAAGGAGGGUGUGAUGAUGGUGAGGCUGAAGUAGGCACUAUCACUUCCGGUUGCCGCUCUGGCUACCAGUCUGCGUGCUGUACAAUCACCGAUUCCACAAAGCCCUGGUCUGAGUGUGCUUGGACAUCAAGUUGUGAGCCUGAUGACACUUGCCCGUCUUACUAUGACAAAUUUGUGGUUGGUUCGCGCCAGGGCUGGGGUGGUCGCAAAACGUGCACCGGCUCAAAGACCUACAACUACUGCUGCAAAUCUUCAAUCCCGAAUGCUUUCACCAACUGUGCCUGGACUGGUCAUGAGGUACAAUUUGUCAACACGGCAUAUUGCACCGACGCUUGCCCAUCAGGAUCAAUUCGGAUUGCUGAAGAAAGUGUUGCAGUAUUUAUGGGCGCCAACCGACCGGGUAAGACGAAGGGAUCGCAGCCUUGCUAUUUCGGAAACGAGGCCUACUGCUGCAAUGGUACAACCAGUACCAGUUCGACGCGCUUAAGCUCCACAAAAUUUGCAGACGAGACAGCAUACGAGUUCCACUAUUACCUCAAUGCAUGGCUCUCUGAGCCUACCUGUAGCUCAGCUGAACAGCACGAAUACUAUUCAAGCCUUUACAAACGGAAUGUAUUUGAGCGCUCCUCUUCUUUCUCCAAAUCGAUGAGUCAAGAUUUGGUUUACGCCUAUGCCUUGAAGUAUCUAGUGAUAUGGAUCACCUCCUCCAGACCACGGGCGGAUCUAACUGCAGACUUCAACAGCUUGAUGUCAACCUACGGGUACGAAGAUGAAGCUGCCAAUAUCACGACUUUGACCGACACGUUGUAUGCGUACGGCAGUUGGACAGGGACUCCUGUGUGGGAUCCUACGGCUCUGCUUGCUCAAACUCUUUGCAACAUUGCUAGGUCCGCAAAUGGCGUGGAAAGCCUAGGCGCCGCCAGCGAACUACUAUGUGAAAUUCAAUCUUCAUCGUCCAUCAGCAAGCGGAUGCUUGAUGGACUCAGCGAGAAUACUCACUCCGAAAACGGCGACCAGCCUACAGUCAUCACUGCCAUAAGAGGAGUCAUUAAUGAAGACUUGACAUUUCACUACGCGCGGUGGAUCCAGCCUACCAGUGAGUCACAAGGCUUCGCGCAGGUAAUUCUCGAAUUGGCGUUUUGGAUCGGACCUACGCCUGGUGUCACACCGACCGCGGAGAUGCUCGAAACGUACGGUGACAGUGGUGAUACCGUCCACCCGGAUCUUUGGAUUGUCUUCCAUCUCCAUAUCCCACGCUCCAGGGAGACCUUCCAUCAAAACUACACGGUGACUGGAGGUAUGGCUCUAGGAGUUUCGGCAAUGGGCGUCUAUCACAGCCAGACGAUGCAUUCCCUAGGGCGCAAUGCCGAUCCUAGGGCCGAGUUCCGAUAUUCGAGCACGUACCCAUCAUAUAACUCGGGCGACAUGGAGAACUACAAUGGGCGUACUCAAUCACUUCGAUGUCCCGACAGCAGCCGCUGGUAUAUCGGUCUCGACUCUACGGAACACCUGACGACGUCACAGGGACUCCCGUUAACAUAUGCUACGGAGCUCAACGAAUUUGGCAUGUGGCUUGCGACAGAAGGUAUCCUCACAAAUGUCAACCUACAAUACCUCUGGCCAGGGCUUAGUCGAUUCCCCCAAGAUGCCAGCCUCGCCUCCAACGAAUGGACCAUGGUGCCUCCCAGUGGCUCUUCCCUUUUCAACCCUGUUGCUGACGCAUUCAAUGUAAAUUGGGGACCAGAUGAUACCACGGUGGAUAUCCAAGGCUCAACGUCUGAUUACACGAAGAAAUGA